GAGAGAUUGUAAAUUAAUGCUGCUAUCAUUUGGCCCGGAAGCCAAACGGGCUCUUGAAACUGAACAACGCUAGUGUUAUAAUCUUACAUUCGAAUGAUAUUCAUGGUUGGCCGGGUUUUGAUGCCAUACCCACUCACUAAAUCCUGCCCAAGACGCGGUUCCACAUGUUCAGUGGCAGCCCCUUCAUGACAUGUUGCGAUUCCCUGCAACAGUGGUUGGUCUAAUAGCCCAGUGAUUCCCCAUUGAUCAGGACUUACUUGAAAGGCACAGAACCAUUGCAGUGGCGAUUGGUCCCGAUAAUCUCAUAAUCCUGGCACCAUGAGGGCGUGCGUGCUGCUUACUCUCGCUGCUACCGUCACGGCGAGUCUGCAACACUUCAGCUUUGAACGCCACCAAUUACAGUCGCAAGACCUGCAGAAUCUAGAUCCGGCCGAUAGAAUACUUUUCGGCUUUGAAGAUCCCACCCGUGCCGUGAACCGGACAUCUCGCUGCAAGGUAUUCCCGGGUGACAGUGCAUGGCCGCGUCCUCGCAUUUGGGGCCUCCUCGACCAAGUUACCGGCGGUGCAGUGAUCAAAUCCGUUCCUCGGGCUUCAUCUUGCUAUCAUGGUCCUACGUAUGAUCCGACAGACUGUAAGAGCGUAACUUCCCAAUGGACUGAUUCUUACUUCCAUAACAAUGACCCAAUUGAGAUGCUGUCCCCCGUAUAUCAAGGCUUGACAUGUCAGCCAACCGCCGAUCCGAGUGCCACUUGCACUCUCGGUGGAUAUCCUGCCUACGCGGUCAAUGUGUCCAGUGUGGCUCACAUCCAGUUAGCCAUUAACUUUGCGCGUCAAACGGGUGUGCGCCUGGCGGUAAAAAACACUGGCCAUGACUUCUCUGGAAAGUCCGGGGGUGCAGGCGCCCUUAGUAUCUGGACCCAUAAUCUAAAGGGGAUCCAGUACGUCCCAUCUUAUAAUGCAGCAGGUACCGACUGGACCGGCACCGCAUUCAAGAUCGGUGCCGGUAUCCAGGCCUAUGAGAUCUACAAAGCUGCACAGGACAGGCAGCUAAUGGUAGUUGGAGGCGAAGGCCAAACGGUCGGAGUGGCAGGUGGUUACGUGCUUGGAGGCGGGUACUCCCCGCUGAGCUCAAUCUGCGGCCUGGCUGCAGAUCAGGUUCUCUCAAUGGAAGUAGUACUCCCUGACGGACGAUUCGUCACAGCCUCCUUCACCGAGAACAAAGAACUCUUCUGGGGACUACGAGGCGGCGGAGGCAGCACCUUCGGUGUCGUCACCUCAGUCACCAUCAAAGCGUACCAUACCAUCCCAGUUACAACGUCAACCUUCACCUGGUCCACUGGGGCAAAGAGCAAUAUCACACACGAAGAUUUCUGGGCCGGGUUUCGCGCUUACCUGGAUUUAUUCAUCGAGCACUCAGACGCAGGCAUCUACUCGUAUUUCUUUAUUAUCCCCUCCAACGGUGAGCUAACCUUCCUAAUGCAACCAUUCUUCGCCCCGAACAAGACCAUCGCAGAGACAGAAGCACUCCUAGAACCCUGGUUCCAACAACUACAUCAACUAGGAAUAACCUUCACCCCAAAGACCCAAUACUUCGACAAUUUCUACUCAGCCUGGAACGCCUCCUUUCCACUAGAAGUCGUCGAAAAGACCCACGUAGCAACGGGCUCGCGCCUCUUCCCCAAAAUCAACUGGGAAGAUCCUGCCCGCUUAAACGCAACCUUCGAUGCCAUCAAAGCCUCUUCCGAAGCAGGCCUAAUCCUCAUUGCCUUCAACAUGGCACCCCGAGGCAGAAACCUGGACAACGCAGUCAACCCCGCCUGGCGCCGGACAGUCAUGCACGCUCUGUCCACCGUAAACUGGAAUCCCAACGCGACGGCGCAGGAGAUUGCUGCUGCUCGGCACAAUUUCACUUACGGGCAUAUGCAGCGCUGGCGCGAUGUUAGUCCCGGUGCUGGGUCGUAUCUAGGGGAGAGUGAUCGCAUGGAACCAGACUUUCAGCAAACGUUUUACGGGGAGAAUUUUGGGAGGCUUUUGAAGUUGAAGCGGGUGGUAGAUCUCGGGGAUGUGUUUUGGGCUGCCACUGCAGUCGGGAGUGAGGGGUGGAGGGUUGUUACAGAUGAUGGGUUGCCGACGGAGAAUGGAAGACUUUGUCGGGUUUAG
Aspergillus pseudotamarii is the source of this 2160-nucleotide messenger RNA. RefSeq lists its product as uncharacterized. The record is from RefSeq and is a predicted model, not a curated record. The coding region runs from base 319 to 2160 and encodes 613 amino acids. Gene Ontology annotation, molecular function: oxidoreductase activity; FAD binding. The transcript has 2 exons. NCBI's taxonomy places the organism in Eukaryota, Fungi, Ascomycota, Eurotiomycetes, Eurotiales, Aspergillaceae.